Wallemia mellicola CBS 633.66 is the source of this 1200-nucleotide messenger RNA. Its product is annotated as acyl-CoA N-acyltransferase. Gene Ontology annotation, molecular function: histone H4 acetyltransferase activity; histone binding. Gene Ontology annotation, cellular component: nucleus. Gene Ontology annotation, biological process: subtelomeric heterochromatin formation. The coding region runs from base 1 to 1200 and encodes 399 amino acids. The record is from RefSeq and is a predicted model, not a curated record. The transcript is spliced from 8 exons. Lineage: Eukaryota; Fungi; Basidiomycota; Wallemiomycetes; Wallemiales; Wallemiaceae.
AUGACCACCGAAUUCGCGAAAUCGUCGAACGAAGCUUUAGAGAUAAGAUUACGCAGGAUAGAACUAGAUGAAAACCUCUUGGAAUCUGAGGAAGAGUUAAGAUUGACGCGACCAUGGAAUCCUGAGUUUACAUACCCAAUAUUUGGAACAGAAGAGCAAAUAUAUGGGUACAAGAACCUACGAAUCAAUCUCGAUAUGGCUUCAGGUUCUUUAAGAUCUCAAUUGAGAGUUAGCUACGAAGGAAAAAAAGAUGACGCUGAUAACGUUGAAGAUAAGCUUGAAGAAUUUAUACCCUUAGAAAAGGGCGAUUUUGAUAGUAUUGUUAAGGACGAUGCAAAGGAGUUUAGACCACCAGGAGAACUAGUAACGUCCUACACUCGUAAUUCUGCUAAGUCAGAAGGUAAAGGUAAAGGAAAGAGAAGGAGAGUUGAAACUUCAAACGGAUCAAUCACUGGUGAAGAAGGUGACGUCGUUUAUGAAAUAUACAGAUCAUCCUGGCAAACGGCUGGAUGGAAAGACUUCAAUAGACGUAUGCAGUUCUUCCUUUUACUAUUUAUUGAAGCAGCGAACUACCUAGAUGAAGAUGAUGAUAACUGGGAAUUCUUCACUUUAUUUGAAAGGAGAUGCAGAGAGGAUGGAAGUUAUGCAUAUCAUUUUGUUGGCUAUUCAUCUUUAUACUCCUUUUAUCAUUUUCCUACUGGACAUAGACAACGCUUAUCGCAAUUUCUGAUUCUACCUCCAUACCAACGACAAGGUCAUGCCUCAGAGUUAUACAAUUCGAUUCGUAGUGAUGUUUUAAGCAGACAAGAUGUUAUAGAAUUGGGCGUUGAGGAUCCUUCUGAGGCUUUUGAUAUCCUGCGUGACAUUAACGACCUUCGCUGGUUGAACGAAAUGAAGCUUCUUGAAAACAAGACAGCUUUGGAUAUAGAUAGACAGUGGAUAGAGCAAGAAAGGAAAAAGCUUAAAGUAGCCAGACGUCAAUUUCUUCGUCUUAUUGAGAUGCUUUUAUUACAUAAACUCGAUCCAAAGAAUCAAGAACAAUUAAAAAGAUUUAGACUACUUGUCAAAGAUCGCCUUUACCGUUUCAAUUAUGAACAAUUAAUCGAUUUGACACCCGAAGAACGUAAAGCAGCUCUUCAGCUGACCUAUGAAGGUGUCAUUGAUAACUAUCGUGAUAUAAUUCUCAAAAGUCACGUCUAA